Molecule: messenger RNA, 1603 nt
Organism: Drosophila yakuba
Lineage: Eukaryota; Metazoa; Arthropoda; Insecta; Diptera; Drosophilidae
Exons: 2
Coding region: 298-1020 (240 amino acids)
Molecular function (GO): nucleic acid binding
Source: RefSeq, a predicted model, not a curated record
CUUUAACUAGUACGGAUUACGAAAUUGAAUUAUUAAAGAAUUGGUUAAAUUCCACCGCUGGAUUUAGCAAAACAAAAAUAAAUUCGGAACGCAGAAAAAAAACACGACCGUUCGCUUUGAAGCUAUCCUUUAGAUGUUCGAAGACGAAGUGCGCUCCAAUGAGGACUAUGUCAAUCCCGCGACUGGAACUUUAAGCAGCAGUAUUGGGUACGAUGGGCUGAUGGAUACAGUCAGGCAAGAGCACGGUUUGGAGAUCAGCACCAGUGUGCUAUGGACGGAUUCUAAGACUGUGCUGCAAUGGAUAAGCAGCACAAGGACGUGUACCUGAGUAUUGGUUCGCGGUGGCUAAGUGGUCCUCCAUUCUUACGAGGACCGGAAGAAAGCUGGCCGAGAUCGCGCGAGAAAUGGAAUCCCCCGACGCCAGAUGAAGAGGAGAUGAAAUGUGAGUUUGCCCUGGUCAUGGCGAACUUUAUAUCGUUACGGAGAUUUUCGAGCUACAACCGAUUAGUAAGGAGCACCGCAUGGGUGCUCAGAUUUAUUCGACGGUGCCGUGGACUACGCUCCGAUCGAGAGGAUCACGGACUGACGUCGAUGGAGUGCGCUGAGGCCGAGCGCGCACUGAUAAGGCAAUCGCAGGGAGAAGCGUUUGCUGAAUACAGCCAAGGAAAGGCCGCCAAGUUCUGGAUUACGAACUUUCGGAGGCUGCUACGGAAGGUGAUGAGUAACUGCAAUGUAUGCAAACUACGGAAGGCGCGACCUGCGCAGCCGGAGAUGGGUCCCCUGCCAGAGGACCGGCUGGAGGCCAACGGAUGGCCAUUCAAGUAUACCGGCCUGGAUUAUUUUGGACCGCUAUUUGUGACUGUUGGACGUCACACGGAGAAAAGGUGGGUGGCAUUGUUUACGUGUCUAACCACAAGGGCUAUCCACUUGGAGAUGGCCCACGAUUUGUCUACAGAUUCCUGUAUAAGCGCCAUGAUUCCAAAGGAAUCGAGUGGUUCUUUAAUUGCCCGGCGAACCUAGCUGAGGGUGGCGCUUGGGAAAGGAUGGUGCAGUGCGUGAAGAAGGUGCUGGCGCACACAAUGAUGGUGCAAGCACGUCGAGCCCAUUCGUCGAGGAGAUCUGGUGUUCAUAUGUGAUCCACACGAUACCACGAAGAGAGUGGAAACGAGGCGUCGUGGAAGAGGUGUUCACCGGGAGAGAUGGAAUUCCUCGUCGAGCGGCGGUGCGGACUAACGAUCGAGCCAAGACGACAAUGCGUCCCGCUUCGAAGCUAGCUGUCCUGGACGUGGUGAAUGCGAGUGCUUCACCGGAGUGGGGAUGUCGCGGAACGGUUUACGGCUAUCGAUAGUUAAUGAAGUUUCAAUUUAGAGCCGCCAGAACUUGGAGAUAUUUGUGUUAGGAUUUUGAAGUUUACUUAUUAGGGCACACUAAAUCGGGUGACGCCAAGCUUAAUUUCGGCGGGCUAAAUCACUCCGUUUUUGCUAUCACAUUGAGAAGGAAGAGGAACUGCGGUAUGUAAGAUUGAGACUGUAUUUCAGGUUAAGUUUAACCUAUGUAUAUUCUACAAAAUAAAACAACUCCAACUACUCUGUUUGUUAUCGAA